UAUGCUAUGUGGCUAGUAUAUAUACGAGUUAUAAGUUGAAGAAAAUUACUAGACACGCGGGUUUAGAAGUCACCGCGGGGGAACGAAGCAAUGACGUCACUAACGACGGAGCCCCCCACCCUCCGUUCAAUUCCGUCAGUCGACGCCACCGCAUCCUCCUCCUCCUCCUCCGCCGCCGUUGCGGUCGCCGCCCCCUCACACCGCCGAUCAUACAGAUGCUACAACUGCAACCACUCCUUCCACAUAACCCGCACCGCCACCGCAUCCGCCUCUCCGCCUUCCUCUUUCCGCUGCCCUCGAUGCUAUCACCGCCACCUAAUCCCUAACCACACCAUUUCUCCGCCGCCGCCGUCGAUACCUCCUCCCCCUCGUCCGCCGACUUCCGAUUUCCCCCCUGGCCCAAACUUCUACAUUUAUGAGACCUCCGAUGAUUCCGACUCCGGCGACGACUCCGAUUCCGAGAGUUCCCUCCUAUCAUUUGCAACCCCCAAUUCCCAUCAAUCUACACCUGCUUUGAAAUCGUUCGUUCGCUCGCUGCCGAUUAAAAUAUUUCCCCCAAAUUCAGACCGGUCUCUUCAAUCGUGCUCAAUUUGCAUGGAGGAUUUCCAGAUAGAUCCAGGUACUUUUGUAACAGUCAAUAAAUUGCCGUGCGAGCACUUUUUCCAUAGGGAUUGUAUUGUUGAAUGGCUUCAAAGGAGCAACACUUGCCCCUUGUGCCGGCACAAAUUGCCAGCCGAAUCCGCGCCGAAAAAGAAGGCGAUUGACCCAUGGGCGCACCGCUGGGAGGUGGAUCGUGAUGUACUUUUGCUUCUGGAUAGAACUCCGGUUAGAGAGCCGAGGUUGAGGAGGGUUAAUGGGGAGGCCAAUCUGAUUUCAAUUGCUACUGCAUCGGGCUCCAGUAGACGAGGCUCGAGUGAUAAUGGUGGGGAAGUUAGUGGUAGGGGUGUCGAUGAAAUGCGUGACGAAGAUGGCGAUAUCUUGAUGGUCGACGCCGCUUGACGCAGCAUCGGUUUUGAUCUUUUGGUUGAUGUAAAGUCGCUCUUCUGAUUAUCUUGGAGUUGAUUUAUGCUAGGAGCUUAGAAUAGUGGACCCAAAACCCGAUGCCUGUAUGAAGAAUUUAUAUUCCUUUUUUUUUUUUUUUUAAUUUUCGUGUACAGUGUCUUUUGCAAAUGAAGCAACAAACAAUGGAACGGUUUUAUCUGAUAUUCUGAACUGGAUCGGAGCGUCAGAAUAUGAAGGAAUGAAGAAAAACCGUGUAAAUUAGUAUGUUUUUUUGAGUCAAGGAUUCGAUCACAGAUUGUGCUCAUGUAUUAUUAUCGAAAACCAUUAGUGUUUUGAAUUGAAGGAAAGAAGAGAGCAUUCUUCACAUUCUUGUGGUCCA
Molecule: messenger RNA, 1381 nt
Organism: Erythranthe guttata (spotted monkey flower)
Lineage: Eukaryota; Viridiplantae; Streptophyta; Magnoliopsida; Lamiales; Phrymaceae
Biological process (GO): protein ubiquitination
Cellular component (GO): cytoplasm
Molecular function (GO): ubiquitin protein ligase activity
Source: RefSeq, a predicted model, not a curated record